AUGGGUGGCGAGGAUGGCAGCCCAGGCGGAGACCCUGCACAGCCUCUGAAGCUUGUGCUGCUCCAGAGGAGAAAAAUGCCAAAUUCCGGCGCUGCCCGCUCUCCUGCCCGAGCGCGGCCGCUGGCUUCUCGGACGGCAGAGGAAUCGGGUCCGAGGGGAUCCCCUCUGGGCACCAGCCCAGGUCUUCCGUUACUCCCUCACCAGGCCCUGCCCGAGACGCCUGCUGGUCCCCGCGCCCCCAGUAGUCCCCCUAUCCCGAGCCUCUGGGCAUCGGCCCCGGCCGGAUCGCUCCCUCCCCACCGGCCUCGGUGCUCGGGCUCCGGCGCUGGGGCCUCGGGGCGGGUCCCUGCCGCACGCACCUGCCCCCAGGGGCGGAGCGCGGCGGCGACAACACGGCCCCAGCCUCCGCCACCGGCCGCUCGAGCCGCGCGCCUCCUCGACACCCCCCGCCCCCUGCAGCCGGCGCACCUCCACUCCGCGGCGCCCGCCCUCCCCCUCUUUCUCCGCGUGGUCGGUCCGUCCCUCCGCUCGCUCGGAGCCGCGGCGCCUCGCACUUCUGACUCGAGUCACCGCCGCGCUCGUCUCGCCGCCGGGAUCCGCCGCCCCGCGCCAUGCAGCCGGCCGCGGGCAGCGACCUUGGCCGCCGCUCCCGGCCCGGGCCCGCUGAGCUCCCCAGCGCGCGAGCCGCCGCAGCCCGAGGGGGAGCGGCAGCUGCGGAUCAGCGAGAGCGGUCAGUUCAGCGACGGGCUGGAGGAUCGAGGCUUAUUAGAAAGCAGCACUCGACUAAAACCUCACGAAGCCCAGAACUACAGAAAGAAGGCGUUGUGGGUCUCCUGGUUCUCCAUUAUUGUCACACUGGCCCUGGCAGUGGCUGCCUUUACUGUCUCCGUUAUGAGGUACAGCGCCUCUGCUUUUGGGUUUGCAUUUGAUGCCGUCCUCGACGUCCUGUCAUCGGCGAUUGUCCUGUGGCGUUACAGCAAUGCGGCCGCUGUACACUCUGCCCAUAGGGAAUACAUAGCCUGUGUCAUCUUGGGGGUGAUAUUCCUUCUGUCAUCCAUAUGUAUAGUGGUCAAAGCCAUCCAUGACCUCUCAACUAGGCUGCUCCCAGAAGUGGAUGAUUUCCUGUUCAGCGUCUCCAUUUUAAGUGGGAUCCUUUGCAGCAUCCUGGCGGUGUUGAAGUUUAUGCUGGGGAAGGUUCUGACCAGCAGAGCACUCAUAACUGAUGGGUUUAACUCCCUCGUGGGUGGCGUGAUGGGCUUCUCCAUUCUUCUGAGUGCGGAGGUGUUCAAGCAUGACUCGGCAGUCUGGUACCUGGAUGGCAGCAUAGGUGUGCUGAUCGGCCUCACCAUAUUUGCCUAUGGGGUCAAACUCCUCAUCGACAUGGUGCCCAGGGUGAGGCAGACGCGCCACUACGAGAUGUUUGAGUGAAGGUGGCCAGAGCCGUCAGCUCUGCAUCCGCCUGAAGACUGUCAGGACGACAAGAAGUUUCCACACAGGCAGAUGGUGCCAAUAUUUAACUGAACAUCCAAUUUCUUUUUUGGAAAGUUUGUGCACAUGGGAAUGAGGUCUGCCCAGCAGGUCGGUCUGCACUGCUCCCCCUCGCUCCACUGCCCUCGUCAAACACCUUAAGACAAUGCACACAGGAGGGGAGACAGGUCUCCCCAU
Molecule: messenger RNA, 1665 nt
Organism: Ceratotherium simum simum (southern white rhinoceros)
Lineage: Eukaryota; Metazoa; Chordata; Mammalia; Perissodactyla; Rhinocerotidae
Source: RefSeq, a predicted model, not a curated record